AUGCGUUCGUCCUCGAACGUGGGCGAGCGUAUGCGAAUGGCCGCGUUCGUCCGCGAACGUGGGCGAGCGUAUGCAAAUGGACGCGUUCGUCCUCGAACGUGGGCGAGCGUAUGCGAAUGGCCGCGUUCGUCCGCGAACGUGGGCGAGCGUAUGCGAAUGGCCGCGUUCGUCCGCGAACGUGGGCGAGCGUAUGCGAAUGGACGCGUUCGUCCUCGAACGUGGGCGAGCGUAUGCGAAUGGCCGCGUUCGUCCUCGAACGUGGGCGAGCUUAUGCGAAUGGCCGCGUUCGUCCGCGAACAUGGGCGAGCGUAUGCGAAUGGACGCGUUCGUCCGCGAAUGGCCGUAGUCGUCCGCGAAGCGUCCUUCGUUCGGUCGCCCGUGCGCUUUGGAACAAAUGUGGCGCCCGGCGUGGCGACGCUUCGCGCAAGACCCCGCCCGCUCUCGAUUCGGGGCGCGGCGCUCCUCUUCCGGAUGAUUCUCGUGCUCGAAAUGAAGGCUAGU
This is a messenger RNA of Iphiclides podalirius (scarce swallowtail), 501 nucleotides long. NCBI's taxonomy places the organism in Eukaryota, Metazoa, Arthropoda, Insecta, Lepidoptera, Papilionidae. The record is from the annotation of a GenBank genome assembly.